AUGGACUCCUCGAACCAGGCUGAUACCAGAGCGCCCCCAGCAAAUGCCGGCAGAUUGCUCUUAGCAUCCAAACACUCGCACGAGCCGCACGAGCCACUGACCAUGCCCAGUUUGAACCCUAUGCUGUCAGACUUGGCCCUGUACGCGCCCUCGCCGUACCAGAACUACAACUACGCCAAUCCGCAGCAGGAGCAGCGUCUCAGGCACGCGCCGGCCAGCCCAACAUACCACCAGAACUCGCACAAAGCACACAAGCCGUCUUGUAUGCAGAUAAAUAUACGACGCAGCGCCAGUCUGGGCCACCCGUCCCACAAACUCGGCCAUGAGGAGCCCCAGGUAUUGUGCUACGACAUGGAAUCAAGGAUGUACAAGAUGGUGAGCCAGGCUGCCGUUGAAAGCUCGAACGGUUUGGUACGGCCUGUUGCUGAGAGCGCGACGGAAUACUCGCCGUGGUCCGGGUCUGGCUCGCCAGAAAAGACAAAGCGAUCGCGAAGAGGAUGUUUGACGUGUCGACAGCGCAAGAAAAAAUGCUGCGAAACGAGGCCAACGUGCUCGGAGUGCUCACGGCUCAUGAUUCGUUGCAGAUGGCCCGUGCCCGGGAGCGAGCGCAAAAACCGGUCCAAGAACAACGCCAUCAGCCCCGACGAGAUGGUCCACGAGGCGUACGGGGUAAUCAAGAUCCUGAGAGGGGUGGUAGACUACAAGGUAGAAGGAUGACAGGAUGACACGAUAUACUCUUAUGAUUCUGCGUACACCUCGCCAAACGUGGAGCGGACCGAAAUUCCGUCUCUUUUUGCGAGCACUAUUGUAAUACUAUUAUCGUCCUAUUCUCGAUGGUCAGGAUUGCUACAGUCUGCAUAUGCGUAGAAUUCGCGCACGUCUGGGGUGGAUGCAACCGUGUUCCUCCGUCACUGUGUGCGCUCAAAGGCGCAGAUCUCCUCAAACUCGCGCAAUACAAGGUACAUGUUUUGCAAGUGCACCUCGACGCACGCGUUGAAGACGGCGUAGUAGUCGCGCACGAUCUUGUCGAUUUUGUCGCGCACAAGGUCGGCCGCGUAGAACUUGCUGUAUGCCCUAUGCAUCUCGGAGUGAAAUAUUUUUUCCACCUCGGCUGAAUUGCGCCGCACCGGCUCGCUCGUUGACGUAUUUGCUGAAAAAACACGGCCGUGCAGAACUAUGAUGUCAUAGAUGGCGUUGCAGUAUAUCGUUUUCAGUGAGCUCACUUUGGUGCUGCCAAUGCUAGCCCUCUCUGUCUGCGCUAUGAGCCCACACACGUGUUUGAAGUCCAGGUUCAUGUCCACAACGGCCCGAAUGGCCUCUUCGUUGUAGCCUCGGCCGCGCAGUCGCUCAGACACGUUUGUGCACAGGAUCUUGUACACCUCCUCCUUGAAGAAGUUGCCGAACCGGUUGGACUCGGUGUGCUCGAAGUAGUUGAGCAAAAACCCAUCCAGCUCCACCAGCAGCUUGCCAAAAUCCACCAGCUGCUGCCCGGGCUCGGCACGACUGGCCAAAGAGCUCAUCACAAUCACCGUCACCGACUGGAGCGUCACCAGAGUACGCACCUGGUUGCUCAGCUCCAUCAGCUGGAUCGAAAAGCUCUCCAGAAACUCGGGCAUCUCGUAGAGCUUGCCGGUGCUGCUGCUGCACACAAACGCCGCAAACACCCGGUUGUAGAACGCGAGCGUCGCCCGCUCCUGUGUCUGCUCGCCGCACGCCGGCUCCUGAUCCUUGUGCAGCUGCAUCUGCUUGUACAAAUUGGGGAAGCGCAAGUUGAGCGACACUUUGGACGAGGGGUAGUUGCACUCGAACACGUCGCGCUCAAACUCCACGAUGUUGCUGCCAAUGAACCGUAGACAGCUCUUCACACAGCCAUUCAUCCCAAACACCAUGCAGUCCUUGAUGAACUCCACAAACCGCUGGAUGAACGCCUUGUCGACCUGGGCCGUCUGCGCCAGCAACGACUCGGCCUCGCACCGCAGAAACUCCGGUGUCUCCCAAAGCAGCACGCCCAGACUCAUUUGAAAAUAUUCCGCCAGCUGCAGCUUCCCACUGCGGAGCUUGCUGAGCACAAGCACCGAGUCGGACAGGAAGGAUAUGGCGGUCGAGUUUUCUCUGCGGUGAUUGGCACACUGCGCGAAAACCAGGUUCACCGUCCGUUUCGAGUCCUCCGCCACGAGGAACAUCGCGUACAAACACCGCUCCACCAUCUGUGCUACGUCCACCAUCAUGGCCUCGACAGAGUCCAGGUACGACAGCCUUUCGAUCGCCUCGAUACAGCCCUCGUUGUACGUCUUGAGCCCCAGCCACUCGCGGAUCGCCUCGAUGUCGGGCUGGAGCUGGUCGACGUACUCAGCCAGCAUGUCGCACUCAGCAGCAGGCAGCUGGGCCGCGCCCCGCGGCGACUUGCCCGUCCGCAUUCGCAGUUGCGCGCCCCGCGACCGGUACUCGAGCAGCACUUUGAACAAGUACUUGCGCCAGUUAUCGACGGUGAACGUGGGCGGAACCAGCGACGCAGGCCGCUGCGCAGCGCUGCGCAGCGUCGACCGGCUUCGCGAAGACACAGAGAUCAGCGGGUUGUCGUCUGUGAGCGACGAGCCAGAAAGCACGGCUGCCUUGUGCCGCGCCACAAAUUCCUGCUCCAUUGCUUCAAUCGCGUCCAGGUCUGCGGCGCGGCUGUCGCCCUUGAGCCGCGAAAACCGCUCCUUGUUGGCCUUGAUGAACGACUCGCCCUUGCGGAUCAUGUACUUGUACUCAUUGAGCAGCACGUCGUUGUCGGCCGUGAGCGAGCGCAUCGUGCGCAAAAAGCCGAGAUGCUUGCUCAGCCCGUCGUUGCUCUCCGACAGUAACGCGAGACUGCGGAACCAGUGGUUGAACUUGAACACCUGGAAGACCGGGUAGUAGGUGGCCAUGAGCGCGUCUUUAAACGCGUACUUCUCGAACUCGGACCCGUUCAGCUGCACCAGCCGCUGGAACAGCUUCCAUACAUGGAACGUGGCGGUGUGCAGCUCCGCCACAAGAAACCCGUAGUAGCUCUCGUCCAGGUGGUGCUGCUUCAGGUUCGGGAAGUCCUUGGCCAGACGGUCGAAAAACGGCUGUGUGGCGUUCAGCCGAACCGCGUACAUCGGCACGCGGUUGUAGCGCUCGUGCUUGUCCUUUUCGACCAGAAUAGCAAAGCCAAACAGGAAACACCGUGCCAAAAGAAAGGCAUCCACUAGUCCGUUCGAAACGUCGAUUUCCGCAAACAGCGACGACGUCAGUCGGGUGAUCUCGCGGCUGUUGAUGAACCUGUACGUGUUGCCGAUGUCUAUCUUGCCGACGGCGUCCUCGAAAUUGACAAAGAUCGGCACCCGUCGUAGAUUUUCCCAGACCGAGAGCCCAGCCACAAUCUUGAACAAGCCUGCAAAGCUGUACGCGCACGCGCCCUGCUCGUGCGAUACGCACAUCUCCAAGCUCCGGGCGUCGUCGCUGCUGCCCGACGAGCAGAUGUGGCGCACCGUGCUCGAUGCUAUGAGCCGUUUGCGGUUCACGUACUCCUGUCUGUUUUUGACGGCUUUGCUCAGCUUUUCCAGAAGCAGCUCUUUUUUUCUCAGUUUCUGCUGCUGUAGACUGCUCAGCUUCUUGCACACGGAUUCUGUGUGCGCGGCACUGCGUGAGGUGCGCUGGUCCAGCAGCAGGAGUCUGCGGCUGGCGUGAGUCUCGAGGUCGUCGUCUAUGGAGUUCGCUCGCUUGCGCGGACUGAACUUGCCCAGCGGCGUCAGACGGCGCAUCACUCGUGG
Molecule: messenger RNA, 3776 nt
Organism: Ogataea polymorpha
Lineage: Eukaryota; Fungi; Ascomycota; Pichiomycetes; Pichiales; Pichiaceae
Exons: 1
Coding region: 1-717 (238 amino acids)
Biological process (GO): regulation of transcription by RNA polymerase II
Molecular function (GO): DNA-binding transcription factor activity, RNA polymerase II-specific; zinc ion binding
Source: RefSeq, a predicted model, not a curated record